Messenger RNA from Chrysochloris asiatica (Cape golden mole), 3498 nucleotides. RefSeq names its product potassium voltage-gated channel, subfamily H (eag-related), member 7 (gene KCNH7). The transcript has 17 exons. NCBI's taxonomy places the organism in Eukaryota, Metazoa, Chordata, Mammalia, Afrosoricida, Chrysochloridae. Gene Ontology annotation, molecular function: inward rectifier potassium channel activity. The coding region runs from base 1 to 3498 and encodes 1165 amino acids. The record is from RefSeq and is a predicted model, not a curated record. Gene Ontology annotation, biological process: potassium ion transmembrane transport; membrane repolarization during action potential. Gene Ontology annotation, cellular component: membrane.
AUGCCUGUUCGCAGGGGGCAUGUGGCACCACAAAACACAUUUUUGGGGACCAUCAUACGGAAAUUUGAAGGGCAAAAUAAAAAAUUCAUUAUUGCAAAUGCCAGAGUGCAGAACUGUGCCAUCAUCUACUGCAACGAUGGAUUCUGCGAGAUGACCGGUUUCUCCAGGCCAGAUGUCAUGCAGAAGCCUUGCACCUGUGACUUUCUCCAUGGGCCUGAGACCAAGAGGCAUGAUAUUGCCCAAAUUGCCCAAGCAUUGCUCGGAUCAGAGGAGAGAAAAGUGGAGGUUACCUACUAUCACAAAAACGGGUCUACUUUCAUUUGUAAUACUCACAUAAUUCCAGUGAAAAACCAAGAGGGUGUGGCUAUGAUGUUCAUCAUUAACUUUGAAUAUGUGACGGAUGAAGAAAAUGCUGCCUCCCCAGAGAGAGUAAACCCAAUAUUACCAGUCAGAACUAUAAACCGCAAACUUUUUGGGUUGAAGUUUCCUGGGCUGAGAGUUCUCACCUAUAGAAAACAGUCCUUACCACAAGAAGACCCUGAUAUGGUAGUAAUCGAUUCAUCUAAACACAGUGAUGAUUCCGUAGCCAUGAAGCAUUUUAAGUCUCCUACAAAAGAAAGCUGCAGCCCCUCUGAAGCAGAUGAUACAAAAGCCUUGAUACAGCCCAGCAAGUGUUCUCCGUUGGUGAAUAUAUCUGGACCUCUUGACCAUUCCUCUCCCAAAAGGCAAUGGGACCAACUCUACCCUGACAUGCUGCAGUCCAGUUCCCAACUGACCCAUUCUAGAUCCAGGGAAAGCAUUUGUAGUAUACGGAGAGCAUCUUCAGUGCAUGACAUAGAAGGAUUCAAUGUCCACCCCAAAACCAUAUUUAGAGACCGGCAUGCCAGCGAAGACAAUGGUCGCAAUGUCAAAGGACCAUUUAAUCACAUCAAGUCAAGCCUCCUGGGAUCCACAUCGGAUUCAAACCUCAACAAAUACAGCACCAUUAAUAAGAUUCCACAGCUUACUCUGAACUUUUCAGAUGUCAAAACAGAAAAAAAGAAUACAUCCCCUCCUUCUUCAGAUAAAACCAUUAUUGCACCCAAAGUUAAAGAUCGAACACACAAUGUGACGGAGAAAGUUACCCAGGUUCUCUCUUUAGGAGCAGAUGUCCUGCCAGAAUAUAAACUACAGACGCCACGCAUCAACAAGUUUACGAUAUUGCACUACAGCCCUUUCAAGGCAGUCUGGGAUUGGCUUAUUCUGCUAUUGGUCAUAUACACUGCUAUAUUCACCCCCUAUUCUGCAGCUUUUCUCCUCAAUGACAGAGAAGAACAGAAAAGACGAGAAUGUGGCUAUUCAUGUAGCCCUUUGAAUGUGGUAGACUUGAUUGUAGAUAUUAUGUUUAUCAUAGAUAUUCUAAUAAACUUCAGAACAACAUAUGUAAAUCAGAACGAAGAAGUGGUAAGUGAUCCGACCAAAAUAGCAAUACACUACUUCAAAGGCUGGUUCCUGAUUGACAUGGUUGCUGCAAUUCCCUUUGACUUGCUGAUAUUUGGAUCAGGUUCUGAUGAGACAACAACAUUAAUUGGUCUUUUGAAGACAGCUAGACUCCUCCGUCUUGUACGAGUGGCCAGGAAACUUGAUCGGUAUUCGGAAUAUGGCGCUGCAGUCCUAAUGCUCUUAAUGUGCAUAUUUGCCCUGAUUGCCCACUGGCUGGCUUGCAUUUGGUAUGCGAUUGGCAAUGUGGAAAGACCAUACCUGACUAACAAAAUUGGAUGGUUGGAUUCCCUAGGACUACAAAUCGGGAAAUGUUACAAUGACAGUGACUCGAGUUCUGGACCAUCCAUAAAAGACAAAUAUGUCACAGCACUGUAUUUUACAUUCAGCAGUUUAACCAGCGUAGGAUUUGGGAAUGUGUCUCCUAACACCAAUUCGGAGAAAAUCUUUUCAAUUUGUGUCAUGUUGAUUGGCUCACUAAUGUAUGCAAGCAUCUUUGGGAAUGUAUCUGCAAUUAUCCAAAGACUAUAUUCUGGAACAGCCAGAUACCAUAUGCAGAUGCUGCGAGUAAAAGAAUUCAUUCGCUUUCACCAAAUUCCCAACCCUCUGAGACAACGGCUUGAAGAAUAUUUCCAGCAUGCAUGGACAUACACAAAUGGCAUCGACAUGAACAUGAAAUCUAAUUUGAUGAACAGGUUACGAAAGGAUCCUAAACCAAGUUUGGACCUUAGUUCUUUUGCAAGGACUAGGGUUGGAAAGAAAGGAAGGGAAACGUGCAGGAAAGAGGGUUCUUUUUCAUUGCUUAAGGAAACUUUACUUGUAACAAUUUUAGGAAAAAAUGAUAUAUUUGGAGAAAUGGUUCACCUUUAUGCCAAACCUGGAAAGUCUAAUGCAGAUGUAAGAGCUCUCACAUAUUGUGACUUGCAUAAGAUCCAACGCGAAGACUUGUUAGAGGUUUUGGAUAUGUAUCCUGAGUUUUCUGAUCACUUUCUAACAAACCUAGAGUUGACUUUCAACCUAAGACAUGAGAGUGCAAAGGCUGAUAUGUUACUACGAUCACAAUCCAUGAAUGAUUCUGAAGGAGAGAAUUGUAAACUACGAAGGAGAAAAUUAUCAUUUGAAAGUGAAGGAGAGAAAGAAAACAGCACAAAUGAUCCUGAAGUUUCUAUAGAUACCAUAAGACAUUAUCAGAGUUCCAAGAAACAAUUUGAAGAGAAAAAAAGCAGAUCGUCAUCUUUCAUCUCCUCCGUUGAUGAUGAACAAAAGCCACUCUUCUCAGGAAUAGUAGAUUCUCCUCUGGGAACAGGGAAAGCAACUGGACUCAAUUAUGAAGAAACAGUGCCCACCUCAGGAAGAAGCCACAUAGACAAAAGAAGCCAUUCUUGCAAAGAUAUCACUGACACUCGAAGCUGGGAACGCGAAAAUAUCCGGACUCAGCCCGAUGAGUCUAGUCCCUCAGCACUGCAGCAAGGCGCCUGGGGGAUAUCCGAAACUGAAAGUGACCUUACAUACGGGGAAGUAGAGCAAAGACUAGAUUUGCUUCAAGAACAACUUAACAGACUUGAAUCCCAAAUGACUACUGACAUCCAGACCAUCUUACAGUUGCUGCAGAAACAAACCACCGUGGUCCCCCCAGCCUACAGUAUGGUUACAGCAGGAGCCGAGUAUCAGAGGCCCAUCAUCCGCCUGGUGAGAGCCAGUCAUCCUGGAGCAUCCAUUAAAACGGAUAGAAGCUUCAGUCCUUCCUCACAAUGUCCUGAAUUCCUAGACCUUGAAAAAUCUAAACUUAAAUCCAAAGAAUUCCUCUCAAGAGGGAUGCAUCUGAUCACAGCUUCAGAGGACAACUUGACAUCACUUUUAAAACAAGACAGUGAUCUCUCUUUAGAGCUCCAUCCAAGGCAAAGGAAAGCUUACCUUCACCCAGUAAGGCAUCCUUCUUUGCCAGAAUCAUCCCUAAGCACUACUGGAAUCGUGGGUCUUCAUAGGCAUGUUUCUGAUCCUGGUCUUCCAGGGAAAUAA